UUUAUAUUGGCCAUUUAUUCAUUAUCAUCAUUAUCAACAUCGAUAUCGAAAUCAACAAUAGUUAUGGCUAGAGUUGUUCUAGUUAAUAAUCAUAAACCAGGUGCAACAAUGUUGAAUAAAUUAAUGGCAUAUCAUCAUCAACAGCAACAACAGAAUUUGGAAUCAACCGAUGAAUCAAUUAUAAGCGAGCUUCGAUCAUCAUCAUCAUCAUCGUCAUCAUUGGCAACAAAUUCAUUAAAAUCAUCAUCUUCGUCAUCAAAAAAUCCAUUCGAUGUGAUCAAUCAUAAUAAUAUUCCAAUCGAUUUAUUGGCUACAUUAUUGCGGCAAGAUGAAAUGUUGGCCGAAAAAUAUCGUGCAGCUAAACCACCAAAACCAUGUAGUGGACGUCGUAUUUCAUCUAACCACAAUGGUAACAAUAAUCAUCAUAAUCAUAAUGAUUAUAAUCAACAACAACAACAACAUGAUGGACAAAUGUCAAUGUUUGGUGGUGUUUGUAUGUUUCAAUAUGAAUGUUUACAAUUAAAUGGUGAACCAAUCGGUUAUUGUUUUAAUUCAUAUUUGGUUGGUACUUGUUGUAAAUUACCGGAAAAUUUACGUUUACCAACAAUGGAACCGGAAAUAAUGAUGAGUAGUUCGACGCCGACAAUAACAACAACAACAACGUCGACGACAACAACAACAACAACCCCUAGACCAACAACAACAACGAAAAAAUUCUCUACCACAACGACAACAUCCAGACCAUCAACCGAAUCGGAUUAUCAUAGCAAUAUUUAUAAUGGUAAAAAUUCAAAUAAAACAACAGUGGUUACAUCACAUUUUGUACCGAAUAAUAAUGGUCAAUUAGAUCUUGAUGAUGAACAACAACAACAACCACCAUCAACAUCGAUAGUUCAAUCAUCGAUUAUUGAACAUAAUUCAGAUCCAAAUGAAUUUAUUCAGAUUAUCGAAGAUAAUCAUCAAAUUCAACCAGAUCAGCAACAGCAAGUUACAAGAAAUCUUACCGUAUUUAAACCAAAUAUAGCGGCUAUUGAACAAUCAUCUGAUAAUAGAUCAGUAUCGAUAACAACAUUAUCAUCGACAGAAUCUCCAACAACAAUGGCAAUAUCUUCAUCGACGACUACAACAACAACGUUACCACCACCAUUAUCCACAACUUUAGCGGCUUUGAAUCGUGAAGAAUCAUCAUCACCAUUAUCAACUUCGACCACCACCACGACUAUUGCACCACUUGUUUCAUCAAGUAGCACAACUUUAAAAUCUGUACAAAAUGAUUCCGAAAUGAUGGUAAAUCCAUCAACCGAACAAGAAUCAUCAACUCGAUCGACCACUGCUUUACCAACGCUGACAUCAACAUUAAAAACAUCGACUACACAGAAUAUUCCAAUCGAAACUAGUCGUCCCCAAAUCGAACAUCAUCAACCCGAAUCGACUACUACAAAUUCUAUAUCGACAGCAGCAGCAACAAAUUUAACAAAAAUCGAAUCAAUAACACCAUCAUCAUCGAAACUACGUCCACAUCCGAUUGAUGUUUGGAUCGAUUUAGAAAAUACGAACAUUUCCGAUAUAUGGACAUUACCGGAGCAGGAAACACCACCACCACAACAACAACAACAAUUACCAUCGACUAUUGAUGAAAUUGUUGCUACAUCAAUGACAACAUCGAUACCAUUGGAUAUGAACGAUGAAACAACUGUAAUGAAAGAAGAACAAUCAUUGGAUGAUCAAGUGACAAUAAUACCAUCAACGAAUGAUUUUAUUUCGGAAACAACAACAACAACUAUGUCAACAUUGAUCGAUGAAUUACAACCGGAAUCAGAACAAGUUUCUAUUGAUGAAUUGAUUACAACAACUUUAGCUGAAACAACAACAACAACAACAACCUCGAUAAUGAAUGAAGAAAAAAUUGAAAAACCAACAACAGUGGCAACGUUUAUUUCAUCAUCAACGAUAUCCACAGAUAACAACAAUGUUACCGAAAGUAGUAAUGUUGUAUCUGCUGCACCUGGAUCGGUAAUGGAAGAUGGAUGGAUACUUACAGCAACAACAAUUAUUGCACAGCCAAAUAUUACUGAACAAAAUUCAACUUCAAUGCUGACAACAACAACAACUGCUGCAACAUCGGUAUCUUCGCCAACAUCCAUUAUCAUCAACAACAAUAACACUACACCUUUUCCGAGUGGUUCCAAUAUGACAAUAACACAGACGCCAAUCAGUACUGUAGUUUCAACUUUGACAACCCCAUUACCAUUAUCAUCAUCUACUUCAAGUACAACUUCGACGACGAUAUCACCACCCACAUCAUCAUCAGCAACAACAACAACAACAUCAAGAAUACCAAUUAUGACGACUAUAUCAACUUGGUCGGUUAAUAAUAAAACUAAACCAUCAAUUAGUAGUCAAAAACCACCACCAACAAUAAUAAAUAAUAAUGGUGAUGAAUAUCAUCGACCAAUACCAGGAAAUGGAUCAUUUAUAACGAUUGCUCCUUUAAUCAAUACAACAACGAAUAGAUUACCACCGAAUAAUAUAAUAACCAAAUUAACAACCGAAUGGAUUAGUUCGACUAUAUCGACAACAUCGAUGCCAUCGACAUCGUCAACAACAACAAAACGUCCAAUGUCUUCAAGUGAAAUGUUACCAUUCGUUUGCGGACGAAGACAAAUAUCACCAAAAGGUAGAAUUGUUGGUGGUACACAAUCCGGAUAUGGUGAAUGGCCAUGGAUGGUAUCAUUACGACAAUGGAAAAAGAAUGCAUUUUUACAUAAAUGUGGUGCAGCAUUAUUAAAUGAAUAUUGGGUUAUAACAGCCGCACAUUGUGUUGAAAAUGUAUCACCAACCGAUUUAUUAUUACGUUUAGGUGAAUUUGAUAUUAGUACCGAUACUGAACCAUAUUCACAUAUUGAACGUCGUAUACAGAUAAUAGCACCACAUCCAAAAUUUGAUCCACGUACAUUUGAAUAUGAUUUAGCAUUAUUACGUUUUUAUGAACCGAUACGAUUUCAAAAGAAUAUAAUACCAAUUUGUUUACCUGAACAUAAUGAAACAUAUGUUGGUAGAUGGGCUACUGUAACCGGUUGGGGUAGACUUCAUGAAGAUGGUCCAUUACCAAAUGUAAUACAACAUGUUGAUGUACCAAUCAUAACCAAUAAAGAUUGUGAAUCAAUGUAUCGUAGAGCUGGUUAUAUUGAAGAUAUACCAAAUAUAUUUGUUUGUGCUGGUUUAGCUAAAGGAACAAAAGAUUCUUGUGAAGGCGAUAGUGGUGGACCAUUAGUGAUUGAAGAUCAAGGACGUUGGACAUUAGUCGGUGUUAUUAGCUGGGGUAUUGGUUGUGCAUUACCAAAUCAACCGGGUGUUUAUACAAGAAUUACAGCAUUUUCCCGGUGGAUUAAUCAAAUUAUUGCCUUUUAAAAAAUAUCUUCAAACAUUACAUUCAUCCAACACACACACACACCCGGACACACAUUUAACACAAAAAAUUCCAAAUG
Molecule: messenger RNA, 3488 nt
Organism: Dermatophagoides pteronyssinus (European house dust mite)
Lineage: Eukaryota; Metazoa; Arthropoda; Arachnida; Sarcoptiformes; Pyroglyphidae
Biological process (GO): proteolysis
Molecular function (GO): serine-type endopeptidase activity
Source: RefSeq, a predicted model, not a curated record